GAAGUGCUCCGGACUUCCUGGUUACGGGACCAUGGACGUUCCCUGCUCCGCUUCGUCCCGGGAGACCCCCGCAGCGAUGUGACCGAGGAGGAGGACCGGCGAGCGGACAGAGAAGGUCAUGAGUGCCUCUAGGAAAGACCCAGCGGAGAAGAACCUCACCUGUCCAAAGCCCCGCCCUACCUGGGCCUCACCCUGCCCCCCACCCCUCAACUCCCACCAUGACGUCUGAUACCGACCAGGAUGCGGCGGUGAAACUUGACCGGGAGCGGGCUGACAUCGUCGCCAAAUAUGACAAGGGAAAGGAGGCCAAGGUGGAGCCCUGGGAGGACACCAACUUCCACCUGUACAAAGAAAUCGACCGCUUUGGCUUCGUCCAUAAAGAUGAACUUCCAUCCUACGACUCGGUGGCGGAGAAGCAAAAACACAUGGAGGUGGAGAGAAUCAGCAAAUGGCUGAAGAUGAUGAAGAGCUGGGACAAGUACAAGAACAGUGAGAAGCUGGUCAGGAGAGUCUACAAGGGAAUUCCCCUGCAGCUCCGAGGGGAGGUGUGGUGUCUGCUGCUCGAUAUCCCCAAAAUAAAGGAAGAGAAGAAAGACUUCUACGAAAAAUUAAAAGCCCGAGCCAGAGGCGUCUCCCCUGACAUCCGACAGAUUGACCUGGAUGUGAACCGGACGUACAGGGACCACAUCAUGUUCAUGAACCGCUACGAUGUCAAGCAGCAGGCUCUGUUCCACGUCCUCACUGCCUACUCCAUGUACAACACGGAGGUGGGUUACUGCCAGGGCAUGAGUCAGAUCACGGCUCUGCUACUGAUCUACAUGAACGAAGAAGACGCCUUCUGGGCUCUGGUCAAACUGCUGUCGGGACAGAAGCACUCCAUGCACGGGUUUUUCGUCCCUGGUUUCCCGAAGUUGAUGCGUUUCCAGGAACAUCACGAUCGCACACUCAAGAAGAUGAUGCCCAAACUGAAACAACACCUGGACACCCAGGAAGUGUUCACCAGUCUCUACACCAUGAAGUGGUUCUUCCAGUGUUUCCUGGACAGAACUCCGUUCACCCUCACGCUCAGGAUCUGGGACAUCUACAUCAUGGAGGGGGAACGAGUGCUGUCCGCCAUGUCCUACACGCUCCUCAAACUGCACAAGAAGCACCUGAUGAAGUUGUCCAUGGAGGAGCUGGUGGAGUUUCUGCAGGUGACUUUGUCCAAAAACUUCUACUACGAGGACGACUUUGUGAUCGAGCAGAUGCAGGCGGCCAUGACGGAGCUGAGGAGGGCGAAGCUGGACGUGCCUGCGCCAGGUAAAGACGACGAGUUUCCCAAGAAGCCGUUGGGGCAGCUUCCUCCGGAGCGGGCAGCGGCCGUGGUGGGGAACCACGUGGCCAACGGUCAGAGCCACGUCGAGCCAGCCGACCCCCCCAGGGAGCCCAGUCCUGUACCGGAGCGCCAGCGGGAGAGUCGGCCUCCCAGCCGCGCGCGCCGGGACUCGCUGGACAAACCGUUCCGUCACCACAAGGCCGACAGGAGGGACGCUCGAUCCCGGGGGUCCGGGGAGAUCACCACGCCGGAGAGGGGGGUGACACCACCCUCAGCGCUCAGCCCGACGCCGCAGCUCACCACAGUGGACAGGGGGAAGCCUCAGAGCCACGCCACCGCCAACCACAACUCCAACGCCGCCUCCAGCUCUCACAAAGAAAUCACUCCCCGCUGGUUCAAGCCCUCCGACACGAGGCUGGAAGCCGUCAAGGCGGCGGCGGGACGGGACACCAACCUGAGCCGGGGGGCGUCGCCGGCCCCCUCCAGCCCCGACGACACUGCACUCCCCCAACGCCGACCGCGUCCCAAGGGCUUCGUCCCCGGCACCGACCGGGGCUCCAACGCCUCCCAGUACGACAACGUGCCGGGGCUGCUGGAGCAGGAGUUUGAGAUCCUGGAGCUGGAGAGACCUCUGUCCAGAAUGAGGCCCCCCCGCAGCGAGACCCCCUACAGCGCGUCGUCCCCGUAUCAGGGCAGCCCCAGUCACGGACCCAGUCACGGACCCAGCCUGACGGGGAGCGCCGUCUCCAUCGCCUCCGGGCCGAGGACGGCCAAGCUCCCUCCGUCCUUCUCCCACAGCAGUCCCCCGGGGGGGCAGUCCAGCCAGCCCGGCAGCCAGAGCCAGUUCCACACUCCAUCCCCCAGCAGAACCACCACGGAGGUUCCCAUCUACCACCCGGGAUACGGCAUGAACCUGGAGCACAGAGCGGAGGACAGACUGUACGCCCCCCCCUCCAGGCUCCCCCCACCCUCCAGCAUAGCGUACAGCGAACAAGUGUACGCCACCACCCAGCGGCCGCCCAGCAGACUCUCCCCGGAGAAGGCCCUCAUGAACAACUCCUUCGCCACCUACCGCCGGCAGCCGCCACCCGGCGCCGCCCUCGGCCCGCGAAGCACCAGACCCCCCCUGCAGCUGGAGACCCAGGGAAGCUCCACCCCCAUCUACCUGCAGCAGCUCACCUCCACCGCACAGGUCCACGCUCUGGGGGACGGCAGGUUCGAGGGGCAGCUGAGGGGGAGGGCGAGCCCGCAGUACCAGCCAGGGGGGGGGGCUCAGCGGGCGGUAGACGUGCUCCGCUGGGCGCCAGAGGACGCGCUGCCCCCCCCGUCCCCGGGUGGAGUCCCCCGCUCGCCCAGCUUCCAGCAGGCCCAGAUGUCCCCCCACAAGGAGUUCAUAUUUCCCGCCAGCCCCGACAGCAUGCUGCAGUACAGGACUCAGCUCCAGGAGCAGCAGCAGCAGCUCCCCCAGCUGUUCGGAGGACCACACUACAGGCACGCACAGGAGGCGUUCGCCCUGCAGGAGUCGAUGCUGCUGUAAUGCGGCGAGGACGUAAAGAGACACUGGAGACGAUGAUGAACUGAGGUGUAGUCACUGACACUGUGGUGUGGAGCGUUGUGAGGAGCCUGGUGUUGUCUCCGCCCUGUUGUUGUUCAUGUGUGAAGUUGUGUCCUCGUCCCUGCAGGACGCACCGGCCUCGGACCUUUUUACUGCUCGCACCGAAAAGAGACAAACUGACUGAAGAUGUUAUUUUAUUUUUGGAUGUAAAUCUUUAAGCAGAGGUGACCGUGUAUAUCUUUUAGAGUCUGACAUGUACAGUGGAUUAUUUCUUUUUUGUUAAUAUGCUGAGUUGUUAAAAAAAGUAGCAGGGGGACGAUCUCCUGACAGAGCAAAAAAAAAAGCCGCUGAUUUAUUUUCCAAUCUUUUAUUUUUUAUAUGUUACUUACAGAUAUUUACAGUAGAGAUCAAUUUACUCGAUAUGCUCGUGAAUGUUAUUUUUCAAAGAGAAGUAAAAAAAAAAAAAAAAAUGAAGCCCAAUGACACAGUAGAGAAGCCGAUCACUGUAAAGGUUUGAUUCCCAUUUCCACUCCGAAGCGACUCCGCUGUAGAAAGAGUUUGUUGUUUAUGUUCUAGUUUGGUUUUGUCCCCGAUUAACUUGUGUGCGUUUCUCUUUUACACGUGAAGUACAGUACGUCGGGUAUUUAUAUUUGAGGCCAGUGUAGUUUCUGAAUAAAUCUCCCACCCUGAUUAGAACAACUCAAGGAAUAGAGAACUGGUUUUGCGAGGGGCAAGUCACGUCUGUAUGUUUUUGACUUUACGACAUCUGUGUGUGUUUGUUUUUUAAUCGCUGUACUAUAGUUGCACACGUCCUGAGCUCACGCACCAGGACACGGAUGUGAAAUAGUUUCAGCACAAUUUGAUUUACUUCAUUAUGUCUCAUUAUCCUCAACACUGUCACAUCAACUACUGCUCAGCUGCUGGCGAUAGUCAUCUGGCACACACACACACACACAGAGACACACACACACACACAGAGACACACAGACACACACACACUCACACACGUCACAUGUUAACAUUUAAUCCGCCACAUUCCCAGUUAUUCACGCAGUUGCUCUCACACAGCGUCGUUCCACUGCUCAGUACAUUCCCUAAGUUCUCUUUGUUUUUCUGCUCAGCGACUAAUUGCAGAUCAUUCUGAUACUUUGCUUAAUAAAAUGAGGUGGGUUGAAAAUGAG
Molecule: messenger RNA, 4051 nt
Organism: Limanda limanda (common dab)
Lineage: Eukaryota; Metazoa; Chordata; Actinopteri; Pleuronectiformes; Pleuronectidae
Gene: usp6nl
Product: USP6 N-terminal like
Exons: 15
Coding region: 219-2852 (877 amino acids)
Source: RefSeq, a predicted model, not a curated record